This is a messenger RNA of Stylophora pistillata, 2435 nucleotides long. RefSeq names its product putative ammonium transporter 3. Gene Ontology annotation, molecular function: ammonium channel activity. Gene Ontology annotation, biological process: ammonium transmembrane transport; ammonium homeostasis. The record is from RefSeq and is a predicted model, not a curated record. Gene Ontology annotation, cellular component: plasma membrane. NCBI's taxonomy places the organism in Eukaryota, Metazoa, Cnidaria, Anthozoa, Scleractinia, Pocilloporidae.
AUUUAAUAUUUUCUUGCUCUUUUGAGAUCUGUUCUUCUUUCACUAGAGUAGACAAUGGUCUUUCAUGUACAAGAUUAUGGCUAAGCAUACAAUCGGCGAAAAAGGAUCCGCACCUUUGUUCUGUUGAACCGCCGUCUUCCGUAACAAGAUUCAAAUGCAGACUAGGGCAUUUUAAUGAUAUUCAUUAGGACUGAAAAGUUACUUUAAGACAUUUCUUUAGCGCUUACGCAGCCCAUCACGUUCUAAAUUUCGCAGAAUGCACACCGUAAGACUUUGAAAUCCUUUUGACGCACUGAGGAUUUCGUGAAAACUUCCUCAAGUGUCCUCCCACAUGUUUUUGUAAGAAUUCUAUGACUUCUGUUGCUCAAAGUUCUGAUCCAGAUGUUUUCUAAAUGGAUAAACAGAGAAAUCAAUUAACGGGAGAAAACCCUUGACAUCCUCAUCCAUCUUUCUAUGCAAAUAACGCGAAGUUAGUGAACACGAAGCAAUUUUAGACAAGUACGUCCUAAAUGAUGUAUUUCAUCGAAGCCGAUCGGUCUGAAUACUUUAAUACCCGAGCUUAAAUGAUGUGAUCUGGGUAUGUUCUCGCAGUACGCCAGCGCUGUUUUAUCCAAUUAACUAAAUGCAGUGUAUUACGAAAACAAGUUUUUGAUUUCUUGUCACCUGAACGAAACAAAAGCUGUGGGCAGCGCGAACAUAAUAUCUCGGUUGCUAACAGAUUAUGACGUUUACAUUAUUAGGCACAGCGGAACUGCUUUUUUCAUUUUGAAAGGAGGCAACUGACUAAACGUGCAGAUGAAUCAUUCGAACGGAUCAUCGUUUAAUUCCACAACGCCGCCGUUGAAAAACAUCGGAAACGAACAAGAACUUGUUGGCUCCGAUGACGCAACAUGGAUUCUAACCAGCGCUUUCAUUAUUUUCACAAUGCAGUCAGGUUUCGGUCUCCUCGAAUCCGGGAUGGUUUCCAAAAAGAACGAAGCUAAUAUAAUGGUGAAGAAUGCAGUGGAUGUCAUUUAUGGUGGACUGUCCUAUUGGCUCUUCGGGUUCGCGCUCAGUUUCGGAAACAAAGCGGCUGGGAAUGGUUUCUUUGGGGUUGGAUAUUUUUUCACGGACGCUGAUGACAGUGAAAUGGGGCAGGUGUUCUCAAAGUACUUUUUUCAGCUUUCAUUCGCAACGACAGCUACUACAAUCGUCUCGGGUGCAAUGGCAGAAAGGACAAGCUUAAAAGCGUACACGGUUUAUUCAUUCAUUAACACUCUAACUUACAGCGUCCCCGCUCACUGGAUCUGGGCUGAAAAUGGCUGGCUUGCCAGAAUGGGGGCAGUCGAUAUCGCCGGCUGCGGAGCUGUGCAUUUAGUUGGGGGAGUAAGCGGAUUGGUAGCGACGAUGAUGUUGAAGCCUCGAACGGGAAGAUUUGAUCCAAAUUCUCCACCUCAACAGAUGACUUCACCUACAAAUGUUCUCCUGGGAACUUUCAUGUUAUGGUGGGGCUGGUUGGGUUUCAACUGCGGUAGCACAUUUGGAAUCAGUGGCAUGAAAUGGAAACUUGCGUCGAGGUCAGCGGUCGUCACCAUCAAUGGCUCGAUUGGCGGAGGAAUUCUGGGAAUGGUUUACAGCUACGUUUUCUGCGAUAGGAAAUUGAACAUAUCUAUCUUUGUUACUGGGAUUCUGUCGGGACUCGUCAGUAUAACAGCCAUCUGUUCUCUCGCCCGUCCCUGGGAGGCUCUUCUUAUCGGUGCGAUAGGCGCCAUGUUGGCAUGUCCCGGAUGUAAGCUUCUCGAGCGGCUUGAAAUUGAUGAUCCUGUUGGUUGCGUGCCGACACAUGCUUUUGCAGGGAUUUGGGGCUUAGUCGCCGUUGCCUUUUUUACCGAGAAGGACGUCUUAGAAAAUACAUUCUCCGGCGAGUUUGGAAUAUUUAAAGGUGGUCCAUGGAAGUUCUUAGGAGUUCAGCUGCUUAUGUCUCUAACGAUGACUGCCUGGGCUGCCACUUCAACCUACUUAGAGCUCCUAUUGGUCAAUCUGCUAGUGGGAAUGCGUAUGAACGAAGAAGAGGAAUUACUGGGCGCAGAUAAAGUUGAACAUGGAAUUGAGCCCUUCGAUGCAAACUCCUCAGAUUGGCCCGACGUCCUGAGCGGAGGUGAAAAUGUAGUCGAAAGUAGACUGGAAUCGAUAGGGGAAAAUCCCGUGAAUUUACAGAACGCUGGAAGUCGAGACUCUUUAUCGGAGAUAGAAAAUGGACAGAAAGAUUCUUUGGCAACUAUUUGCAGUCGAAGGAAACAAGUCAACACUUAAACACGAAGGCGCGCUAUAAAAGGAGCCUUAGGUCCCACUGGACAUUUGUCAAUCAACCGUCGUGUGAUGUAGAACUCUCAGAGUCUAGUCAGCUUGAGCUACAACUACUCCAAAGUAGUCAACAGCGGGCGCAUUCCUCAAAA